UGCGGAACAGUGCGGUGCUGUGCUCCGGUAGAACGCGCGCCUCACAUCACGUUCCUCUGAUAAGCUUUGCCAAAACAGACAUGCUGUAGUGCAGUUCCCGUUGCAAAAUUCAAAUCGUGUGAUGAAGAACAACACGAGUUUAUACUCGAGGAUGAAGCUAGCGUGACACCGAAAUUAUUCAACAUGUUGCUAUAUGUGGUGGCUGCAGCGAUCCUGCACAUCCUGCUACAGACUUCAGUGACGGCGGCUGUUAGCUGGGAGGAGUGGUGGACGUAUGACGGGAUUUCGGGUCCGGCGUUUUGGGGCUUGAUAAAUCCGGAAUGGUCACUGUGCAACAAGGGAAGGAGGCAGUCCCCGGUUAAUCUAGAGCCGAAUAAGCUGCUCUUCGACCCAAACCUUCGACCCCUUCACAUCGAUAAACACAGGGUGAGCGGUUCCAUCAUGAAUACGGGCCAUAGUGUAAUAUUUACAGUAGAUAACGACACUCGCCAUCACAUAAAUGUGACCGGGGGACCUCUUUCCUAUAAAUAUCAAUUUCAAGAAAUCCAUAUUCACUAUGGACUGCACGAUCAGUUUGGGUCCGAACAUUCAAUAAACGGAUACAACUUUCCUGCAGAGAUACAGAUUUUCGGGUUCAACUCGCAACUCUACACCAACUUCUCGGAAGCGCUUCACAAAGCUCAAGGGAUCGUGGUUAUUUCUCUGCUCUUACAGAUGGGCGACUUGUCGAAUCCCGAACUUAGGAUAUUAACUGAUCAAUUAGAAAAAAUCCGUUAUGGAGGGGAUGAAGUCGAAGUGAAGCGUCUUUCGGUGAGAGGUCUCCUUCCCGAAACCGACUACUACAUGACGUACGACGGUUCCACAACUAUGCCGGCCUGCCACGAGACCGUCACAUGGUUGAUCCUCAACAAGCCUAUUUACAUCACCAAGCAACAGAUGCAUGCGUUACGCAGGCUGAUGCAGGGAGAUGCCAAACACCCCAAGGCGCCCCUUGGGAACAACUUCCGACCUCCACAACCCCUUCAUCAUCGCCCAGUACGGACUAAUAUUGACUUCAAUGUUAAACACCGUUCUGAGAGCCAGUGUACACUAUGCACAAAUAAAAAACUUUUGACGGGAAAGCAGUGCCCCAGUAUGUACAAAGACGUCUACUACAAGGCCAACAGUUGGAAGCAACACUGAGUGUCCUCAUAUCGCAAAACUAGUGAACAAUCCAUAUCACUGCAAUAUCAAGAAGACUCUAGUGACGUGACCAAAACUGUUCUAGUGCUAAAUGAAUCGACAAAAAAUAAAACAUAUCAUGUCUUGCAAAAAGAUGUAAUAAUAAAAUGACUGAAUUAUGUGUUAAGCUAACGUGAUAAUGCUUAAACCUAGCUUAGCUGAUAGAUGAAAUUAAUAGACUGUUUCAUUUUCCGUUUCCGUUCUGUCAAAACAGUUUCAUGUCGGUUUCGUUGGCCUAAAUGCACAUCAUUUAAUACAAAAAAAGUGUUAUGUAAAAUAUGGUAUUUUAGUAAGUACUCUUGUAAAGUUAGCUUAGUAACGAAAUUGUUUGUAAUAACAUUAUUUAUAUAUGUUGGAAACUUAAUUAUUUAAAAAAUA
Zophobas morio is the source of this 1599-nucleotide messenger RNA. It is a transcript of the gene CARPB, whose product is annotated as carbonic anhydrase-related protein 10. The record is from RefSeq and is a predicted model, not a curated record. NCBI's taxonomy places the organism in Eukaryota, Metazoa, Arthropoda, Insecta, Coleoptera, Tenebrionidae. The transcript is spliced from 11 exons. The coding region runs from base 184 to 1182 and encodes 332 amino acids. Gene Ontology annotation, molecular function: carbonate dehydratase activity; zinc ion binding.